Molecule: messenger RNA, 7441 nt
Organism: Centropristis striata (black sea bass)
Lineage: Eukaryota; Metazoa; Chordata; Actinopteri; Perciformes; Serranidae
Product: protein bicaudal D homolog 2-like
Exons: 10
Coding region: 260-2842 (860 amino acids)
Biological process (GO): microtubule anchoring at microtubule organizing center; protein localization to organelle; regulation of microtubule cytoskeleton organization
Cellular component (GO): cytosol; Golgi apparatus
Molecular function (GO): dynein complex binding; cytoskeletal adaptor activity; dynactin binding
Source: RefSeq, a predicted model, not a curated record
AGGAGGUGAAGGAAACGCAGGAAUCUCAAUGAUGGAGCAUUUUUAAGAGAAAACGACGAGCUCCCCCGUCGUAAAGUAACCGAACGGAGUGAUCUACAUGACCAAAGAAACAAGACCGGCAACGAGAAACGCAAGCGUAACAAUCAUGCAAUUUAAAUACAGACGAAUUUAAGCUUCAAGGUUACACCGCCUGAAGACGCACCAACAUCCCCCCCUUGUCGCAGAUCAGCUGGUCGGUUGAUCUUUACCGGUACCGAGAAUGUCCGUGGAGGAGCAGGGCUACCCCGCUAUGCUGCUGCUGGAGGCCGCUCCGGAGUGGAUGCGCACCGAGAUCGAGCGCCUGACCCGGGAGCUGAGCGAGACCACGAACGAGAAGAUCCAGGCGGCGGAGUACGGACUGGUGGUGCUGGAGGAGAAGCAGCAGCUCAAACAGCAGUACGAUGACCUGGAGAUGGAGUACGAGGCCGUCCGGCAGGAGGUGGACCAGCUGAAAGAGGCCUUUGGACAAGCCUACUCCAACCACAGGAAGGUGGCAGCGGAUGGGGAGAGCCGUGAGGAGUCUCUGAUCCAGGAGUCUGCCUGUAAGGAGGCCUACUACGAGCAGAGGGUCCUGGAGCUGCAGAACGAUCUCCGCCAGGCACGCAACAUCCUCACCAACACCCAGUCUGAGAACGAACGCCUCAACACCAUCUCCCAGGACAUGAGAGAGAGCAGCCAGAUGGUGGAGCUUCAGAGGAACCAGCUGCGUGAUGACAUCAAGGAGUACAAGUUCCGGGAGGCUCGUCUGCUGCAGGACUACAGCGAGCUGGAGGAGGAGAACAUCUCGCUGCAGAAGCAGGUCUCCGUGCUCAAACAGAGCCAGGUGGAAUUUGAGGGUUUGAAGCACGAGAUCCGUCGUCUAGAGGAAGACACUCAGUUCCUAAACAGCCAGCUGGAGGAUGCUAUACGCCUGAAAGAGAUCUCAGAGCGCCAGCUGAGUGAAGCUCUGGAGACCAUCAAGACGGAGCGGGAGCUGAAGGCGUCCCUGAGGAAAGAGCUCUCCCACUACAUGAACAUCGGAGACACUCUUUGUCACAGCCCUCUCAGCAUUUCUUUGGAUGGUCUCAAGUUCAGCGACGACGCCUCCACUGAGCCCAACAACGACGAGGCUCUCCACGGAUACGAGAACGGCUUCACCAAACUGGCCAACGCCAUCACCUACGACAACCGCAUCUCCACCCCCAAGAAGGAAGAUCUCUUCCAUCCGGCGCCGAGCCUCGUCGACGACCUGCUGAGCGAACUGAACAUCUCAGAGAUCCAGAAGCUCAAACAGCAGCUGAUGCAGAUGGAGCGUGAGAAGGUGAACCUGCUGUCCACCCUGCAGGACUCCCAGAAACAGCUGGAGCAGGCGAACGGCGCUCUGUCCGAGCAUCAGGAGAAGGUCAACCGCCUCACGGAGAACCUCAACGCCAUCCGCAAGCUCCAGGCCAGCAAGGAGCGCCAGUCUGCCUUGGACAACGAGAAAGAACGUGAUAGCCACGAAGAUGGAGACUACUACGAGGUGGACAUCAACGGACCUGAGAUUCUGGAGUGCAAGUACAAGGUUGCCGUGUCUGAAGCAGGGGAGCUGAAGGAGGAACUGAAGACUCUGAAGACAGAAUAUCAGGCCUGUCAGUCCCGUUACGAAGAGGAGCGCACCCGCCUGGAGAUCGACGUCACAACGCUGGGCGGGAAGCUGGCGACUCUGGAAAAGGCGUGUUACUCAGAGAGAGAAGAGAAGGCUAAGCUAGAGAAGGAGCUGCGCAAGUUGAGCGAUGUGGCCGGUGAGUCCCAGGGAAGUCUCAGCGUGGCGCAGGACGAGCUGGUCACCUUCAGCGAGGAGCUGGCCACUCUCUACAACCACGUGUGCAUGUGCAACAACGAGACGCCCAACCGCGUCAUGCUCGACUUCUACAAGGAGGGUAAGGGCGGUCGCAGCAGCCCCGAGGGCCGCGGGCGCCGCUCCCCCAUCCUGCUCACCAAGGGCCUCUUCCCUGAGCCGAGUAGGACCGACCUGAGCGACGGAGCCCCUUCGCCCGUCUCCUCGCUGCCUUCGCCCGUGUCCGACCACCGCCGCGAGCCCAUGAACAUCUACAAUCUGGUGGCCAUCAUCAGAGACCAGAUCAAGCACCUGCAGCUGGCUGUGGACCGCACCACGGAGCUGUCGCGCCAAAGGGUGGCCUCUCUGGAGCUCGGCACCGUGGCCGACAAGGACAAGGAAGCCUGCAUGGAGGAGAUCCUCAAACUGAAAUCCCUGCUCAGCACCAAGAGGGAGCAGAUUGCAACCCUGAGGACCGUCCUCAAGGCCAACAAGCAGACAGCUGAAGUCGCUCUGGCCAAUCUGAAGAGCAAGUAUGAGAACGAGAAGGCCAUGGUGACCGAGACCAUGAUGAAACUGAGGAAUGAGCUCAAAGCCCUGAAAGAGGACGCCGCCACCUUCUCUUCUCUCCGAGCCAUGUUCGCCACACGUUGUGACGAGUACGUCACUCAGCUGGAUGAGAUGCAGAGGCAGCUGGCUGCAGCAGAGGAUGAGAAGAAGACCCUCAACUCCCUGCUGCGCAUGGCGAUCCAGCAGAAACUGGCCCUGACUCAGCGUCUGGAAGACCUGGAGUUCGACCACGAGCAGACCCGCAGGGGGGGCAGCACCGGCCGGGCUAAGGCCCGCAGCAAGGCCACCAGCAGCAGCACCAACAACCCCCACGUAAGUCAGAGUCUCACCUGCUCUGGCUCAGGCCGCCCGGAGCUCAACAAUGCCAUGCCCAAUGGCAUUCUUGGAGGUCCUCCGGUGUUUUGCAGUGAGAAGUACAAGAUCUACUGUGACUGAGGCGGCUGAAAAGCCCACAAGGGACUGCUGUGUACAGAGGGGAGGGGGCCACCAGGCCCAACCCUCCCUGCCUUAGUGUUAAAGAGCCCCACUUGCUCGCUUAGCUCCCUGGUCAGCCUGCGCUCCUCUAGGGCCUGCUGUGUUACUAACCGGCUGCUCGUGUGUGCUAGUGUAAACGCUUCGGGGAAUGCAGAUGUAUGUACAGUGUGCCCUAGACGUUUGGACUGUAGUAGACAUAUAUGGCAUGUGGAUUAUAGGGCCCCGGUUAUAUUGGGGGUUUCGUGGGUAUAAUGGAGUGUCUAUUCUUUCCGCUGUCAUGGUGCUGUACGUAUAAUGUAAAAGGUGGCAGCUUUUGUGCUUGUUUGUUCUGCCCCCCUGAGUGUAUUGCCUGGUGGCAGUAACACAUGGUGGGGGUGGGAACUUGUAAAGAAGAUGUCGAUCUGACGGUCUGGUGUCUGUCGGCAUCGGUGCUCCUUUAAUAAAAGCCCUCUUCUCUCUCCUGCCUCUCCGUCCUGGACCCCCCAGGACUGACUGACGUGUGUCCAGCAGCCCACUGUCUAAUCAGGUCACUCUUUAAGGAAAAAGGAACUUUGAAGAGAAAGGAACUAAAAUAUGCAAUCUCCCUCUGCGUUCUUGCUAAGGGAGCACAGUAUGAUUCUACGCAGAAAUUCAAAAACUCCUAAGUGGGUUGGCUCCUGGUUUUAUGAUGGCAUUGUUUGGGCAGAAAAGGAGCACCUGUGACCACAGGUGUUUAUUUCAGGAUCAUUUUAAAGCUGUGAUGCUAGCACACCAAUACAAUAGGGUCAAUAGAAUCGCAUGGCUUUGCAGCUGAAAACGCUUAUAAGCUUUUAACUGUUUUUCUGUUGUCAGGUGUGUGGUACAAGACAAACAUGUACUACAGGGCUCUACAUUAUAAAAAGAGGAGUUAUUUGGUGUCUGGUACAGGAGGGCUAUUCCAUGUGACCCAUUAUGUUGCGAUGGAUUCUUUCAGAGCCAUAUUAUAAGAGAAAGAACGUUUGACAAAUCGAUUUCCACACCCAAAUUAAGUGCACUUCAGCAUAGGUGCCUCAGGUUCCUACAUCAGUUGAAAUGGAUAUAAUGAUUACUGUGAACAGAGAUACAAUAUAGUUUUGAUCAAAGAAGAUUUUUUAAAUACGGAGUAAAAUCCCGGAAGAGCACAAAUCAAAAAGGCACCCACAUGUGCACAAUAAAUCUGCAAACGAAACCAACCGACCACUCGGCAAAAGUGCCUGUCGAACCCAAACACCUUGAUAUAUUUAUCUACCUGUUGAUGUAAAGCCCUGUCCUUGUGUCUCAACUUGAGCGAACACUGUUCACACUUUUCCUUCUCUCCCCCCAUCCUCUCUCCCCCCAUCGCUCUAGUGUUGGGAGAUCUCCCAGAACUCUCCGAUAAUGUGUGGUUACGUGGCUAAAAAGCCCUUUCCUCAUGUCUCUAAUCUGUGUCUUGUCGCUCGGUCGCCAUGACGACCUUCUCUCUUUUAGAUUGUCAGCAGCUUGCCCCCCCCCCCCAGCAUCACCACUCACCCUUUAACUAGAACGAGGAACUGUGGGGAAAGUUGCCCUCUGAAUAUUUCUGUCAGGUAACGUCCUCACACGCUUUGUGUCCCUGAUAUCUGCCUGUGUGUAUAUCAGCGUUUACGUGAAGGACCCUCAUGUGAUUAUUAUGUUGUUAACCUUUUGCAAAUGGAGGGUCACUCAUUUUUUGUUAUUUUAUUUUCUGGUGUGUGAGGACGGAGCGACGUACUGUUUUUGUAUCCCCAAUAGCUUUAACCCUUUGCAAGCUAGCAUAACGCAAAUAGGAAAAAAAUAUAAGUGGGGCUUGUGUUUAUUAAAUCCAUGUACUGCUUGUGGAUCAUAGACACAUUAGCUUUAUGAUGCUAGAAGCAGGGUUGAUGUGAGGAAAUCCUGCAAGAUUGAUCAAAUUGUGCGUUUUCUACUACCACUAUGCUAUAUAUUAAAAUCUAUAUUCUUAAUAUGAUCGAGUUCAGGUUAUAAUCUUGCAGGAUCCUACUACAGUAUUCCUUCCUCUCGCGUAUGAAGAGAGGGAGCUUCAUUGUUCCUCUGGAAAUGGAACAAUGUCAGCGGUCAACCCUGCUUGCGUGUGCAUCCAUAAGCCACAGCACACAGCAUGGAGACGAGGCUAUCGUACGCACCUCCGUAGAGGCUCAAUCACUCUUAAGUUCGAGAUUCACUCACAAGUGUGAUAUAUUCUUUCUAUCAGUUUGCGCUGACGGAGAAAAAGGUCCGGGGAGUAGAGGAGGGAGCUGUAAACCAGCUCCUGAGAGAGGAGAUAAGAAAGCCAAACACGCUGGUGAAGAAAGCCAGAUGUCUGGCUGAGAGCUGACUCUCACACUGAGGAGAAACGAGUUUCCUGAGGGAGAAACUCCUGAUUUUUUUGGAGGAAAAAUAAAGAAACUGAAGACUGGUUGCUCAAUCAACCAGAGGACAUUGAUUCAAAUUAGUUGAGCCUCUAACCCGUCCCCUUGUAUAGGCUCUGUGGGAACACGGAGCAGUAGAUAGACCCCAGGAUGUGAUUGUGACUAGAAGCCCCUCUCCUUAUAUAAAUAUAGAUGAAUUCCCACUUUGCUCUGUCUAGUUUGAAAUCAAUGUCUGGCUUAUCUGGUGUCAUAACAGCAUGCCACCGAAAAAGCUCCUCCUACCUCUGCUUGCAGGCUCCGCCCAUGUCACCUUUAAGUUUUUCCACAUGAUGCAUCCAGUUUCUGAUUCAUAGUAAGCCUGCAUGUCAACAACAUAACCCAUUUUUUUUUAUUAACUUGCAUGGUAUAUGAGAAAGACACAUUCCCUUUGACCUGGGUGGUGGGAUACGGCUUCAACUCUGAAUCACAUGACCUGUGAGUCAUUGGCUUCCUAACUGCACCGCAGGAGAAAAGCAAAGGGCUUCCGUUGCUUUUCACUAACUCUGCUUGGUCUGUGUGGACUCAGCCGCCAUGUUAACAGCUGCUCUAAAUUGACAAAUAAUGCUAACGCUGAUCAUCUGUUUGUGUCUUCACUUUGCAGUAAUUACAGUAGUUCUGCGUGGAUGACGAAGCACCAACACAAGGUCCAUUCUCACUGCUGAUUGAGUUCGCCGAAAAGAGUUAGCAAUAAUAGUUUAGCCAUUUGGACAACACAACAAACAAAAAAAAACUAAAAGAAAACACUGAUUUCCAGUCGAAUGUAUUCUCUUACUUCCUUUUUUACUGCUUUUAAAAUGUGAUGGCUUUUAGAAUUAGAAACACUUCUGCGUGCUGCUGCUGAUGGAAGCCCAAUUUCUCACAGGUCCAAUGAACUUGAUUCUGAAAUUCUGACUUUCAGAGUUUUUUAUUGGCUAAUCUAACCCUCCAAUGAGAAGCCAGGGGACAUGGGGUUGUUUCUCAAUGUAAAUCAACAAGCUGUUUGGUCUGGUUUCAUCUUUUUAUUUUUGUUUUAUUUUAUUUUACUGUUUUUUUUUUUUUUAAUCUGUGCACUUUCAUUAUAUAGGAUUAUAACAGACUAUUAUUAACCUAGAGGAAAACAUGGUAGUACUAUGGUUUGUGAGUUAUGAGACUAUAGGAUUAUACGUCCUCCUGAAUCAACUGAACUUAAAUAACAUAAAAACUAUUUACUCGAGUAAAAGCUCCACAAACCACAGACCCACUAUUAUGACUCCAUCCUCAAGAUUUUAUCCAUCAAAUAAUCAUUUUUAAUUUGUUUUGUUACAUCAUAUGUUAUGCUGUUGGUUUUCUUUUGUGUUUGUUCUACUGCCAUGUUCUAUACAAAAAAUCCAGGGUGAUCAAAUUCUGGGGUUUUUUCAUGUAUUUAUUAUUCCUAGGAAUAGUUCAAAAUAACACGAUGAAACUUGACAACGCUCUGACUCAAAGAGGUAAGUUGUGUUUUGGGAAAAAUUUGAGUGAGUAUGAUUGAUAUAUGCUUUUCCUGACUUCUUACCGAGGGCGUUCCACUGAAACGGGAUCACUGACUUUCAGAAUUCUCUGCAAGUGCAACAAUUAAAUUCCAAAUUGGAAUUGUUUCAUUCUCUCUUCGUUUAUCGUGCCAAAUCUUGGCGCACCGUUUAGGUUGAAAAGAAUCUGAAAGAAGACAAACCGUCAGUGAGAAAGACGUAGCCGGGGCCAUGGCGCUCCACGCCAGCGCCGGGGUUUUGUUUUUUGGUUGGUAUUCUUUGUUUCUGACCAGUAGUGCCUUUCAUUGUUUCAAGGGAGAAUCUUAGACUAGUAUUUUAUGUUUACUUUUUUUUAUAGGUGAGGACUUUGGGUUCAAAAUGACUGUGAGCAGCAAUAAGUGCAAAGGGGAUUUUCCCCCGUCUGCAUGAGUGAGAUGAUAGUUUUGAAAUUAGCUCAAUAAAACUGAAAUUGUAUUGAAUUCUGCAGGUCAGUGAUUCCACUCAAUAAAUUCAGGGGUAUUACGAAAAAGGUUGUUUUUUAUCAAUUUUUGGGAACCAAAUGAGAAAUCCCUUUGGCCUCCUGUUAUUGAACAAAAUGCUCUGAGCAUCUGUAUUGUGUUGGAGUAGAUUGGUGUACUAUUGGAAACAUCUACGCAUUUCUAGCUUUGUUUGGUGAAGGUAAUGUGAUAUCAAUAGUA